AUGAAAAAUAAAACCGUUUUAACUGAGUUCAUCCUUCUGGGUCUAACAGAUAUCCCUGAACUCCAGGUGGCAGUUUUCACCUUUCUUUUCCUUACGUAUUUGCUCAGCAUCCUUGGAAAUCUGAUUAUCCUCAUCCUCACCUUACUGGACUCCCACCUUCAGACUCCCAUGUAUUUCCUUCUCCGGAACUUCUCCUUCUUGGAAAUUUCCUUCACAAACAUCUUCAUUCCCAGGGUCCUGAUUAGCAUCACAACAGGGGACAAGAGUAUCAGCUUUGCUGGCUGCUUCACUCAGUAUUUCUUUGCCAUAUUCCUUGGGGCCACAGAGUUUUACCUUCUGGCUGCCAUGUCCUAUGACCGCUAUGUGGCCAUCUGCAAACCUCUGCAUUACACCACCAUCAUGAGCAGCAGAGUCUGCACCCAGCUGAUUUUCUGCUCUUGGCUGGGUGGGCUAAUGGCUAUUAUACCACCAAUCACCCUGAUGAGUCAGCAGGACUUUUGUGCAUCCAACAGGCUGAAUCAUUAUUUCUGUGACUACGAGCCUCUUCUGGAACUCUCAUGUUCAGACACAAGCCUCGUAGAGAAGGUUGUCGUUCUUGUGGCAUCUGUGACCCUAGUGGUCACUCUGGUGCUAGUGAUUCUCUCCUAUACAUUCAUUAUCAAGACUAUUCUGAAACUCCCCUCUGCUCAGCAAAGGACAAAAGCCUUUUCCACUUGUUCUUCCCACAUGAUUGUCAUCUCCCUCUCUUAUGGAAGCUGCAUGUUUAUGUACAUUAAUCCCUCUGCAAAAGAAGGGGAUACAUUCAACAAGGGAGUAGCUCUACUCAUUACUUCAGUUGCUCCUUUGUUGAACCCCUUUAUUUACACCCUAAGGAACCAACAGGUAAAACAAGCCUUCAAGGAUAUGGUCAAAAAGCUUGUGAAUCUUUAA
Piliocolobus tephrosceles (Ugandan red Colobus) is the source of this 930-nucleotide messenger RNA. Its product is annotated as olfactory receptor 2AP1. Lineage: Eukaryota; Metazoa; Chordata; Mammalia; Primates; Cercopithecidae. Gene Ontology annotation, molecular function: G protein-coupled receptor activity; olfactory receptor activity. The transcript has a single exon. The coding region runs from base 1 to 930 and encodes 309 amino acids. Gene Ontology annotation, cellular component: membrane. The record is from RefSeq and is a predicted model, not a curated record. Gene Ontology annotation, biological process: G protein-coupled receptor signaling pathway.